AUGAGCCCGAAGACGGCUUCAGACCCAGAGACGGCUUCAGACCCAGAGACGGCUUCAGACCCAGAGACGGCCUCAGACCCAGAGACGGCUUCAGACCCAGAGACGGCUUCAGACCCAGAGACGGCCUCAGACCCAGAGACGGCCUCAGACCCAGGGACGGUCUCAGACCCAGAGACGGCUUCAGACCCAGAGACGGCUUCAGACCCAGAGACGGCCUCAGACCCAGAGACGGCCUCAGACCCAGAGACGGCUUCAGACCCAGAGACGGCCUCAGACCCCAGAGACUGCUUCGGACCCAGAGACGACCUCAGACCCAGAGACGGCCUGAGACCCAGAGACGGCUUCAGACCCAGAGACGGCCUCAGACCCAGAGACGGCUUCAGACCCAGAGACGGCCUCAGACCCAGAGACGGCCUCAGACCCAGGGACGGUCUCAGACCCAGAGACGGCCUGAGACCCAGAGACGGCUUCAGACCCAGAGACGGCCUCAGACCCAGAGACGGCUUCAGACCCAGAGACGGCCUCAGACCCAGGGACGGCCUCAGACCCAGGGACGGUCUCAGACCCAGAGACGGCUUCAGACCCAGAGACGGCUUCAGACCCAGAGACGGCUUCAGACCCAGAGACGGCCUCAGACCCAGAGACGGCUUCAGACCCAGAGACGGCUUCAGACCCAGAGACGGCUUCAGACCCAGAGACGGCUUCAGACCCAGAGACGGCCUCAGACCCAGAGACGGCUUCAGACCCAGAGACGGCUUCAGACCCAGAGACGGCUUCAGACCCAGAGACGGCCUCAGACCCAGAGACGGCUUCAGACCCUGGGACGGUCUCAGACCCAGAGACGGCCUCAGACCCAGAGACGGCCUCAGACCCAGAGACGGCCUCAGACCCAGGGACGGUCUCAGACCCAGAGACGGCUUCAGACCCAGAGACGGCUUCAGACCCAGAGACGGCUUCAGACCCAGAGACGGCCUCAGACCCAGAGACGGCUUCAGACCCAGAGACGGCUUCAGACCCAGAGACGGCCUCAGACCCAGAGACGGCCUCAGACCCAGGGACGGUCUCAGACCCAGAGACGGCUUCAGACCCAGAGACGGCUUCAGACCCAGAGACGGCCUCAGACCCAGAGACGGCUUCAGACCCAGAGACGGCUUCAGACCCAGAGACGGCCUCAGACCCAGAGACGGCCUCAGACCCAGAGACGGCUUCAGACCCAGAGACCGCACGAGGCGAGUUGAAGUGCAGCCGAUCGGACAGCGCUUGUCACCAAACGGAUCUGGGCCGUGCGUGGGCCGACAGCACCCAUCAUCUGUCCGAGACCUUUGGGUGCUCCGGCCGCAGCUCUGUGCCUUGCUCGGUGCAGUCCUUAGAAUGCCCCCCCCCCCCCCAAAGUCACAUUCUGCGGCUCACUCCCUCCUCAUAUCUGCUCUGCACAGCGGGCGCCUGAUCCGGGGCACGCCGGAGCCAGUGGAUUCUGGCUCCCUGAGAGUUCUGGCUCCCUGA
This is a messenger RNA of Knipowitschia caucasica, 1503 nucleotides long. NCBI's taxonomy places the organism in Eukaryota, Metazoa, Chordata, Actinopteri, Gobiiformes, Gobiidae. The record is from the annotation of a GenBank genome assembly.